AUGUCUGUAACUUCAUCGACCAAGCAUUCUUCUAAACUGUUGGUCGUCAGCAAGGAGAUACUCAAGAGAAAGACCAUGCUUCGUUCCACUCUCUGGUUUCUGCUCUGCCUUCUAAGCCACCAAACCAUGGUGUCAAGCAGCUGCCUCGAGCUCGAGAGGACGGCGCUCCUUGCCUUCAAGGCCAGCCUCAACAACACCCGAAUUGGCCUAGCCUCAUGGCAAGGCCUAGACUGCUGCACAUGGAAUGGAGUUGGCUGCGACGGCGCCGGCCAUGUUGUGAAGCUCCGCCUUCGGAACCCCUACAACCCCAUCAAUCAAAGCCAGUGGACUUUGGGUGGUGAGAUCAAUUCAUCCUUGCUUGCUUUAAGCCAUUUGAAACACUUGGAUCUCAGCAUGAAUGAUUUUGGUGGAAUCCUCAUUCCAGAAUUCUUUGGUUCUUUCAAAAGACUGGAGUACCUUAACCUCUCUGGAGCCAAUUUCAGUGGACUCAUACCCCCUCACCUUGGCAAUCUCUCUAGCAUCCGCUAUCUUGAUCUCAGUGCUUACUCCCUUUACAAGACUCGUGCUUAUAACCUUCAGUGGCUCACCCAUCUCUCUUCUCUGAAGCACCUCGACCUGAGUUUUGUGAACCUUUCCACUGCAGCAGAUUGGCUGCAAGCAGUGAAUAUGCUGCCUUCUCUUUCAGUGCUGCGUUUGGAAUCCUGUGGUCUUUCAGCCAUCCCCAGCUAUCUUCCCAUUGUCAACUUUACAGCUCUUACAACACUCGAUCUUCUCGAUAACAACCUCAACUCUACCUUACCCAAUUGGUUGUGGAAUCUCAGCAGCCUUACCUAUCUCGAUCUUUCGAGCAAUGGAUUCCAUGGUCCAAUUUCUGAAUCACUUGGAACCUUAACUAAUCUUCAAAUUCUAGCGUUAGGACACAACAACUUUGAGGGUACGGUGCCGAGAUCGAUCAAAAACCUCUGCAGCUUGAAUGCUCUACUCUUGUCAAGUAAUGGUCUUCGUGGAGAGAUUGCAGAAACAGUGCCAAGAUGCAUGUGGAGCAAUCUGAGAUCCCUGGACCUGGGGGGUAAUAAGCUAAGAGGGAAUUUGACCGGCUGGCUUGAGAACCUGACAAAUCUCAAUUUUCUCGAUCUCAGCACAAACUCAUUUGAUGGCCCCAUACCUUCUGGGAUUGGGAAGCUCUCUAGCCUGACUUACCUAGAUCUAAGUGAUAACUCCUUUGAAGGUAUUGUAUCUGAAGCUCACUUUGCCAACCUUACUAGAUUAUACUUACUAACAUUUUCCUUGAACUCCUUGAUCUUGGAGGUAGACCGAAGCUGGGUCCCUCCUUUUCAACUCCAGAUAAUUGGAUUUCGUUCUUGUCGGCUGGGGCCCAAAUUUCCGGCAUGGCUUCGAUCUCAGAUGAGUAUCAUGACACUUGAUUUGUCCAACACAAGCAUCGCAGAUGCAGUGCCUGAUUGGUUUUGGAAUUCAUCUUCUUUGUCUGUUCUGGACCUAUCCAAUAAUCAGAUAACUGGAAACUUGCCAUUAACCUUGGAGUUUAUGACAGACUUAUAUGUUUUGGAGUUGAGCUCAAACCAAUUGGAGGGUCUGGUUCCAUCGCUACCAAGUGGCCUCCAAGUAUUGGAUCUGUCCAACAAUUCAUUUUCAGGGCCAUGGCCUCCAACCUUAGCUGCGUCACCAUUUCUUUUUGCCUUGUUAAUCCCAAAUAAUCUAAUAAAUGGUAGCAUUCCGUCAUCUAUAUGUGAAUUGACAUCUCUAGCUAUUCUCGAUCUAUCAAACAACUUCUUAUCAGGAGAACUCCCUCGAUGCUGGAGAGAGUGCUCAGAGCUGGAGGCCUUGGACUUGGCCAAUAAUAACCUUUCUGGGGAAAUUCCUAGUUCGAUGGGUUCUUUAUCUGGACUUCAAUCCCUUCACCUAAACAAUAACAGUUUCUUUGGAGAACUUCCUUCAUCUUUGCAAGACUUCGUGUUCUUCGUGGCUCCAAGUUGGGGCUACGUUUUCUCCCAGCAGCAGGGCAGCAGGAGAAAAACUGAGCAACGUUUGCGUUCUACUUCAAACUAA
Elaeis guineensis (African oil palm) is the source of this 2067-nucleotide messenger RNA. Lineage: Eukaryota; Viridiplantae; Streptophyta; Magnoliopsida; Arecales; Arecaceae. The record is from RefSeq and is a predicted model, not a curated record.